UGAUUUAAAACCUGGUCCCUGUAAUAAAGUUACUGCGCCAUAUUAUUCCAGUUAGCUAGAUUAGCCAGGUUUGGGCGUGAAAGGAUGAAGCUGAUGGCUAGCUUGCCUGCUAGUGCUAGCUAGUGUCAUAGCCUCUGUUACCAUACGUGUGUGUGUGUGUGUGUGUGUGUGUGUGUGAGAGAGAGAGAGAGAGAGUGAAAACUAACGGAACAAACCCCUGGGAUGCAGCUCAUAACAUUCCUUCACUUCUUGGGGUGGGGCAGUGUUUGAUUUAGAAGGCAAAGGUUUAACUUCCAAUAUUACCCUGCAAGGUCAACGUAUUUACAUGCACAGAGUGAGAAAACAUGAGUACAGGGAAGCCAAGUGGUCUCAAACCACCUACUAAGAUCAGUAGGCCUAGCUCUGUACCAACCAAAACCUCCCCUCCCACAGCCAAAGCUCCAGUUGGUAAUGAUUCAGCAGCAGAGUUUACUGUCGGUGAACGUGUAUGGGUGAACGGUAAUAAGCCAGGAUAUGUUCAGUUUGUUGGUGGAACCCAGUUUGCACCAGGCCAGUGGGCAGGCAUUGUUUUGGAUGAUCCUAUAGGAAAGAACGAUGGCUCUGUCGCAGGAGUGCGCUACUUCCAGUGCGAGGACUUGCGAGGCAUCUUCACCCGGCCUUCCAAACUGUCCCGGACUCCUCUUCCGGAGUGUGAGGCCAAUGGUGCACCAUCUUCCACCAACCAGGUUUCUUCUGCUGUCAUUCCAAAUGCUGCUGCCGAUGAAGGUCAAGCAGCUACCGCUACAAAGACCUCAACAAACCUGGCCACAGCGGCCAGCGGUUCUGUCUCUAACCUGUCUGAGACAGAUUCGACCAUGAAGGGAAAACGGGAGAUGAAGCUAGGCGAUCGUGUACUGAUUGGGGGAACGAAGGCAGGUGUUGUGCGAUUUCUGGGUGAGACUGAUUUCGCUAAAGGUGAAUGGUGUGGGGUGGAGCUUGAUGAGCCGCUUGGGAAGAAUGAUGGCGCAGUGGCUGGUUCCAGGUAUUUUCAGUGUCUACCAAAGUACGGUCUGUUUGCUCCAACACAUAAAGUGACUCGCAUUGGCUUCCCGUCCACCACCAAAGCCAAAAACUCAAGGCGCCAUUCUACUCUGCAGCAUAGCCCCAGCGCCUCUUCAGUCAGCUCACUGAGCUCAGUCACUUCUUCUGUAGGGGGAAAACCCAGUCGCGCAGGCCUGCUGACGGAGACCUCAUCUCGCUAUGCAAGAAAGAUCUCUGGGACCACAGCCUUGCUGGAGGCUCUGAAGGAGAAACAGCAGCACAUUGAACAACUCCUGGCUGAGAGGGAUCUAGAGAGAACAGAAGUGGCUAAGGCAACCUGCCAUGCUGGAGAGGUGCAGCAGGAGUUGGCCUUGCUCAGAAAAGGCCAGGAGCAGUAUGUUCUUGAAAUGGAGGCAAAACUAGACCAGCUACGCAGGCUUGUGGAGACGGCAGACAGGGAAAAAGUGGAGUUGUUAAAUCAGCUCGAAGAGGAAAAAAGGAAGGUAGAAGAUCUUCAAUUCCGUGUAGAAGAAGCUUAUAUUACCAAAGGUGACUUAGAGACGCAGACCAAACUGGAGCAUGCCCACAUUAAGGAGCUUGAACAGAGCCUUCUCUUUGAAAAGACCAAAGCUGAUAAACUCCAGAGGGAGUUAGAGGAUACUAGGGUGGCCACAGUAUCUGAGAGGUCCCGGAUCAUGGAGUUGGAGAAGGAAGUGUCAGAGUUGCAGCUACGCCUGCGAUCUCAGCGAGCAGAAGCUGGAUCAGGCUCACCUCCAUUACAGGACAAAAAGGUUAGGGAGCUGAGCAAUGAGCUGGAGGCAAGACACAAGGAGGUAUUGCUCCUUCAGCAGAGACUCACUUCCUCUCAUCAGGAGAACGCCUCCCUUCAGAAUCAGCAGGAGGAUUUGAAAAAAAAACUUGAUACAGAAGCUGAAGAAAGAAAAAAAAUUGCACUCUCCUUACAAGAAAUGCAGAAAAGCAUGCAGGCAGACAAGGAACAACUGGAGCAAAUGCACAGUGAAAGGCAGAAGCUGGAGGAGGAGACAGCCUCCAGGCAACAGCAGGAGCAGCAGCGUAACGAGGAGCACGAACAGCGGGAGACGGAGCUGCAGGAGAAACUAGGCAGAGCAGAGCAGGAGCUGAGAAAAGUGAAGGAAAGGACUGCAGAGCUGGAGCAGAAGGUGGUUGAGCUACAGAUGUUCAAGGACAAAACCCAGAAUAUCCAGUCUGCAGACGCUUUGGAACAACUAAAACAAAGAAAUCAGCAGCUGCACCAGGAGCUUGAAACCCUGAAGCAGCAAAACUCCAAUUAUCAGGGGGAACUUAGUGUGUGCAAGCAGCAGCUCAGUUCUGAGAACCAGCGCAUUGGAAGCCUGUGCAAAGAAAUUGAGGAGCUGAAUCUGGAAGCCAGCCAGAAGUCAAUGAGGCUUGUGGCCCUUCAGGAAGAAAAUGGGAAGUUGUUUCAAAAGCUAGGCAGCAGCCAGAAGCUCAGAAGUGAGCAUCCGACUCCAGACAACCAGUCGGAGAUUAAAGAGAGGGAAAACUUCAACACUUUGAUAUCCGAGAAGGACAAAGAAUUAGAAGCGUUAAGAAAUGAGAUUGCAGUGCUGCGUGGAGAGAACGCUGUGGCUAAAACUCUCCAGGCUGCGGUGGACUCUCUGGAGCGGGACAAGGUGAAGCUCCAGAGCAGAGUGCACAGUCUUGAACAGAAGCUGGAGGGCAAACAGAAUGAGGACCAGGAAGAGAAUUCCUCAGGUGAUGCAGCUAUAAGCCAGCUUAGAGAAGAGAAGGAGUUCGCUGAAGGACAGAUCAACUUCCUCAACUCGGUCAUCGUCGAUCUUCAGAGAAAGAAUGAGGAGCUGAAGGUGAAGCUGAAGAAAUUGGCCUUGGCUGAGUUCAAUGGGAACGAUGAAAAUGACGGUUUGGGCGAGCUCAAGAAGAAGAAGAAGAAAGCGCCGCCACGUGUCUUCUGUGACAUCUGUGACUAUUUUGACCUACAUGAUACAGAAGACUGUCCCACCCAAAUGCAGUCCCCUGACUCACCUCCUCACAGCACGCAUCACGGUAGCCGUGGAGGAGAACGGCCCUACUGCGACAUCUGCGAGGCAUUCGGUCACCGGACAGAUUCCUGUAACGACGACCAGACCUUUUAAACCACUGACGUUCCACAUUUUAAAAAGCAGGCAAGGCAGAAAAUAUUUUGACGUAGAUAAGCUCUUAUUUUUGUAAGCUUGAUUAGAAGCAAGAAGGUAAACGUGGGAUGUCCUGCUUUUGUGUGAUUAAUAUCGUUUUGCGUAUAGCGUAGAUCAUGUUUUGACAGAGAUUCCGGGACCUCUUUGUGGUAAACGAACACUUAUCACAGACACGUGGAAGCUUUCGCGCCAAAAGACGUUUAAAGCCGACCGAUAAAUAAGUAAAUUAUUGCACUGCUCACUUUAAAUGCAUUCCUUGUUACAUAAUAAGCACAUAUUUUUAACUGCCACUUGUCUAAGUUAUUCUUUUAUAUCAAAUGUCAAAAACAGGUAGAUUAACACUCUGUCUUGAAUGGCUUUUUAAACGUUUUUACAUUGUGUACUAAAAUGAUUAAAACACAACUUUGCAUCCAAUUCCAUGAAUAUGUAUAGCAGUAAUAUUUAUAUCAAAGAUAGUGUUUACAAAUUAACUUGGACCCCCCCCCCCCAAUAAAUAAAUAAAAUAAAUAAAAUAAAUAAAUAAAAAUGAUUUUCGGGUUCUGCAAUUGCACAUUAUGCAAAAAUAACUGUAUGUUAUGUUUUGGGCAUUUUUGCUUUGAGAUCGUAUGUACACAACAGGCCAAAAGUAUUGAAACUGAGCUCUCUCGUUAAUCAGCAACGAAAUCAGAACCAUACCAGCGUAAACCUCAUGAAAAUAUGCAUUGAAUGUGUCUGUGACUAGAGCUAAAGUAGACGAUAACGAUAAUGUUGAAUUGAAGAAAUCUGAUGCACUGUACCGAUGUACAACAAUGCUGCAGACCUUUCUGUCUUUUGGUACUGUAACAUAUUUGUCAGUUAUCUCUAUCCAUUUAUAAUCCUGCUUCCAUGCUUGUGGCCUGUGGUGUCUCUCAUUGUACACUAGGUGUUUCUAAUAACAGCAAAAGAUGAUUAACUAGUAUCCUAACGUUGAACAGUCUGUAAUUAUUAUUGUACCGUUCCUGAAGUGUAUACGCACUAAUUCUAUAUAUAAAUCAUAACGAACGAA
Tachysurus vachellii is the source of this 4236-nucleotide messenger RNA. Its product is annotated as CAP-Gly domain-containing linker protein 1-like. Gene Ontology annotation, cellular component: cytoplasm; microtubule plus-end; nucleus. Gene Ontology annotation, molecular function: microtubule plus-end binding. Bases 345 to 3173 code for a protein of 942 amino acids. Gene Ontology annotation, biological process: cytoplasmic microtubule organization; positive regulation of microtubule polymerization. NCBI's taxonomy places the organism in Eukaryota, Metazoa, Chordata, Actinopteri, Siluriformes, Bagridae. The transcript has 22 exons. The record is from RefSeq and is a predicted model, not a curated record.